Echinostoma caproni is the source of this 1830-nucleotide messenger RNA. NCBI's taxonomy places the organism in Eukaryota, Metazoa, Platyhelminthes, Trematoda, Plagiorchiida, Echinostomatidae. The record is from the annotation of a GenBank genome assembly.
GAGACUGAUGGUGAUGAUGAAUCGUUUCCUUGUGAAGAUGAUGAUGAUGAUGAUGAUGAUGGUGAUGAUGAUGAUGUUGAUGAUGAUGGUGAUGAUGAUGUUGAGGAUGAUGAUGAUGAUGAUGAUGAUGAUGAUGAUGAUAAUGAUUUUGAUGCUGAUGAUGAUGAUCAUGAUGAUGAUGUUGAUGAUGAUGAUGCGGGUGAUGAUGAUGGUGAUACCGAUGAUGAUGAUGACGAAGUUAAUAAUGAUGAUGACCUUAAUAAUGAUGAUGAUGAUGAUGAAGAUGAUGACCAUGAUGAUGGUGAUGAGGAAAAUCAUAAUGAAAACCAGUUUGAUGACGAUGAUAAUGAUGAUGGUGAUGAUUCGGAUGAUGCGCAUUAUCAUGAUGUUUCCGAGGAUGAUGAAUUUAAUGAUGACGAGGAUGAUGAUGAUGAUAACGAAGAUGAUGAGGAUGAUGAUGCCGAUGAAGAUCUUGAUGAACAUGAUGAUGAUUAUCAUUAUGACGAUAAUGACGAUGAUGAUGGUGAUGAUGAUUAUGAUGAUGAUGAUGUGCAUGAUAUUGCUGCUGCUGAUGAUGAUCCGGAUGAUGAUGAAUACGAUUUUGAUGAUGUUAAUGAUGAUGACUUGGGUGAUGAGAAUGUUGAUAAUGAUGAUUUUGUCGAUCAUGCUGAUGUUGAUCGUGAUGAUCUUGUUCAUCAGUGUGAUGAUCAUCAUGAUUAUUCGGAUGAUGACUAUGAUGAUGAUGAUGAUGAUAGGGAUCAUGAUGACGAUGAUGACGACGAUGAUGAUUUUGAUUCGGACGACGACGGAGAUGAUGAAUAUGAUAAGGACGAUGAUGAUGAUGAUUAUGAUGACGAAGAUGAUGAAGAUGAUGACGAUGAUGAUGAUGAUGAUGGUGAUGAUAUUGAUGAUGAUGUUGACGGCGAAGUUGAUUACGAUGGUGAUGAUGAUGGUGAUGAUGCUGAGUAUGGUGAUGAUGCUGAUGUCGAUGAUGAUGAUAAUGGUGAUGAUGUUGAUUCGGUUGACGAUGAUGAUGAUGGUGACGAUGAUGAUGAUGUUGACGUUGAUGAUGAUGAUGAUGAUGUUGAAGAUGAUUAUGACAAUGACCCUUCGGAUGAUGCUGAUGAUGAUGAUGAAUCCGAUGAUGAUGACCAUGAUGAUGUUGAGGAUGAUUAUGACGAUCAUGAUUCGGAUGAUGAUGAUGAUGAUCAUGCUGAUGAUGAUAUUGAUGAUGAUGAUGAAGUUGUUGAUGAUGUUGAUGCGGAUAAUAAUGAUGAUUCGGAGGUUGAUGAUGAUGAUGACUACGCCGAUGGUGAUUAUCAUGAUAAUGAAGAUGACAAUGACUAUGAUGAUGAUUCGGAUGAUGAUAAUAAGAAUGGUGAUGAUGAAGAUGAUGAUUUCCAUGAUGAUGAUUAUCAUGAUCAUGAUGAUCAUGAUAAUGAUGAACAUCAUCUCGAUGCUGAUAAAGAUGAUGAUGACGAUAAAGACAAUGCUGAUCAGGAUGUUGAUACUUCUCAUGAAGACGAUGUAAAUGAUGACGAGGAUGACGAUGAUGAUGGUGAUGAUGAUUCUAUGUUGAUCAUGAUGAUUUUGUUUCGGUUGAUGAUGAUGAUUUUGAUGGCGAUGAUCAUAAUGAUGAUAACGGUUUAUGAUUAUGAUGAUGAUAAUGAUAAUGAUUUUGACGACGAUGAUUCGGAUGAUCAUGAUGAUGAUGAAGCUGAUGAUGAUGUUGAAGAUGAUAAUGAAGACCAGUUUGAUGAUGAUCAUGAUGAUGGUGAUGACGAUGAUAUUUUUGAUGAAGAUCAUGUUGAUGAUGGUAAUGAUGAUUAG